GCCAUGGCAGCCACAGCGGCGGGUGAGAACAGCAGGUUAACUGGGGUGAGAAAGAAGGGGGAUGGCAAGUUCGCCGCAACUAUGAAGCACCCGGUGACGAAGACGUUGUUGUGGCUGGGGACAUACCAGUCCCCCGAGGUCACCGCGUGCGUGUACGACCUCGCGGCUAGGGAGCUGAAGGGCGCAAAGGCAAAGCUCAACUUCUCCUACCCUCCGCCGGCCAGACUGGUUAAGGAGGUGAUCUUUGCACCGAGGCACCGCAGUCACGGUCACGACGCACCGCUCUUUCAUGUCGUUACAUUUCCACCCGACGCCACAGCACCGCCUCCACCUCCGCCCAAGCUGGUAGUUUAAUUUCCCUUCCCCUUUGAAGCGCCCGCCGGCGACACCCCACCGGUGCCUUCAUACCCGUUCCUGCACAUGCCGCUUCCGGCACGAGCGCGUCUCGGCCUGUAGCUGGCGUAGGCACCUGCUCCACAUCCACAAUAGCCGAUCCGACGGAUGCAGAUCGUGGCACAGGCCGAAAGCUGCUUAAGCUCCUCAAGGGAACCCCUAGGUGCUCCGUCUUUGCCACCUGGUGUUCAAGAAACCCAAGCUGUUCGUCGUUCCCAUCACUCCUAGUGCUCCAACAGAAGGGACUGAUGACAAUUUCACCAAGCCAUGGUAUUUCUCUGAUUCUCCUACUGUUUAGCCUCGGCUGUGCGCAAUAUGCACCGAGAUCCAAUAGUCGUGUGCCAUCAUAAUAUAUCCAGAGGGAAUCUGAAUCUAUCUAUCAUAGUAUAAGUUACAAAUGUAUUUUCAUUGUUGUUCUCAUGUGUCGCUGCCAUGUAAUGGGUUUACUGUGGUGUUGU
Molecule: messenger RNA, 851 nt
Organism: Triticum dicoccoides
Lineage: Eukaryota; Viridiplantae; Streptophyta; Magnoliopsida; Poales; Poaceae
Product: ethylene-responsive transcription factor 12-like
Exons: 1
Coding region: 4-354 (116 amino acids)
Biological process (GO): regulation of DNA-templated transcription
Molecular function (GO): DNA binding; DNA-binding transcription factor activity
Source: RefSeq, a predicted model, not a curated record